UUAAAAUAUGUGUUUAAUUCGAGUUUUGCUUACUUUUUUUAGUUCCUAUAUAUUCUCCUUUUCACGCGAUAUUCACUCCAAUAUAUCGCAUUCUUAUGCGUAGAUAAGAUUAGAAAUGGGAGCGCGAGCCACAAACCCGCUAUAAAUAACCGAAACCAGCCCUUCGAAGCCCUGAUUGAUCGUUUGCCACACGAAUCCUAGCAAGGGCGUGUGUUCGAGGCUUUCUUUCUCAUCUACUCUUCGGUGUCCGUAUAUCUCCAUAGACUCCUCGCCAUGGAUCCAUACAAGCAACGUCCAUCAAGUGCGUAUAAUUCCCCCUUUUGGACAACAAAUUCCGGUGCUCCAAUUUGGAAUAACAACUCUUCAUUGACUGUUGGAGCUAGAGGUCCAAUCCUUCUUGAGGACUAUCAUCUCGUGGAGAAACUUGCUAAUUUUGAUAGGGAGCGGAUUCCGGAGCGUGUUGUCCAUGCCAGGGGAGCCAGUGCGAAGGGUUUCUUUGAGGUCACUCAUGAUAUUUCUAACCUUUCCUGCGCUGAUUUUCUUCGAGCCCCUGGAGUUCAGACGCCUGUCAUUGUCCGUUUCUCCACUGUUAUCCAUGAGCGUGGCAGCCCUGAAACCCUGAGGGAUCCUCGAGGCUUUGCAGUGAAGUUUUACACCAGAGAGGGUAAUUUCGAUCUCGUGGGAAACAACUUUCCUGUCUUUUUCAUACGUGAUGGUAUGAAAUUUCCGGACAUGGUUCAUGCCCUUAAGCCAAAUCCUAAGUCUCACAUCCAGGAAAACUGGAGGAUUCUCGACUUCUUCUCCCACCACCCAGAAAGCUUGCACAUGUUUACCUUCCUCUUUGAUGAUUUGGGAGUUCCACAAGACUACAGGCAUAUGGAAGGUUCUGGAGUUAACACCUAUACUCUGAUCAACAAGGCUGGGAAAGCACACUAUGUGAAAUUCCACUGGAAACCCACAUGUGGUGUUAAAUGCUUGUUGGAGGAUGAGGCUAUUAAGGUUGGAGGAUCCAAUCACAGCCAUGCCACGCAGGAUCUCUAUGACUCGAUUGCUGCUGGCAAUUAUCCUGAGUGGAAACUGUUCAUCCAGACAAUUGAUCCAGAUCAUGAAGACAGAUUUGACUUUGACCCACUGGAUGUAACCAAGACCUGGCCUGAGGAUAUCAUUCCCUUGCAGCCAGUUGGCCGCCUGGUCCUGAAUAAGAAUAUCGAUAACUUCUUUGCCGAGAAUGAACAGCUGGCAUUUUGCCCUGCUAUUGUUGUUCCUGGUGUCUACUACUCAGAUGAUAAGUUGCUCCAGACUCGGAUCUUCUCGUAUUCUGAUACCCAGAGGCACCGUCUUGGACCAAACUAUCUGCAACUUCCUGCUAAUGCUCCCAAGUGUUCCCACCAUAACAAUCACCAUGAAGGUUUUAUGAACUUCAUGCACAGGGAUGAGGAGGUCAAUUACUUCCCUUCGAGGUAUGAUGCAGUUCGCCAUGCUGAGAGAGUCCCCAUUCCUUCUAAUGUCUGCGCUGGAAGGCGUGAGAAGUGCAUCAUUGAGAAGGAGAACAACUUUAAGCAACCUGGCGAGAGAUACAGGUCCUGGGCACCAGACAGGCAGGAACGUUUCAUCUGCCGAUGGGUUGAGGCUCUAUCCGACCCUCGUGUCACCCAUGAAAUCCGCAGUAUCUGGAUAUCAUAUUGGUCUCAGGCUGACAAGUCUUUUGGUCAGAAGUUAGCUACUCGUCUCAAUGUGAGGCCAAGCAUCUGAAGGUCACAACCAUCCCUGGAAGUUUUGGGCUGCAGAGUGGGCAAGGAUCAGAUGCCUUGCAGCAUAAACUCAAAUGUUACUGUUUGAAUCUUGUGAUUACUGUGAUAUAGACUAAACAAACUCAGCAUGUUAUGGGAUAAUGGGACCCUUUAAACUGAUAUUCUAUCUAAUAAAUGAUGGUUGUGCGCUGUGUCAUA
This is a messenger RNA of Tripterygium wilfordii, 1949 nucleotides long. Its product is annotated as catalase isozyme 1. Gene Ontology annotation, molecular function: catalase activity; heme binding. The transcript is spliced from 8 exons. The coding region runs from base 274 to 1752 and encodes 492 amino acids. Lineage: Eukaryota; Viridiplantae; Streptophyta; Magnoliopsida; Celastrales; Celastraceae. Gene Ontology annotation, biological process: response to hydrogen peroxide; hydrogen peroxide catabolic process. Gene Ontology annotation, cellular component: plasma membrane; peroxisome; cytoplasm. The record is from RefSeq and is a predicted model, not a curated record.